Arvicola amphibius (Eurasian water vole) is the source of this 412-nucleotide messenger RNA. RefSeq names its product protein CEBPZOS-like. The transcript has a single exon. Lineage: Eukaryota; Metazoa; Chordata; Mammalia; Rodentia; Cricetidae. The coding region runs from base 26 to 268 and encodes 80 amino acids. The record is from RefSeq and is a predicted model, not a curated record.
GCCAUCGGGGUGCGCAGGUCUCAGGAUGACUCGAACCAUGGAGCCGCUGGCAAGGAAGAUCUUUAAAGGAGUUUUAGCAGCUGAACUUGUGGGUGUUUUUGGAGCUUAUUUUUUGUUUAAAAAGAUGAACUCGAGCCAAGAUUUCAGGCAAACAAUGAGCAAGAUAUUCCCCUUCGUUCUGGAAGUUUAUUACAAAUCCAUUGAACAGUCUGGAAUGUAUGGAAUGAGAGAGAAAGAUCAAGAAAAGUGGUUGGAGAGCAAGAAUUAAGGAUUUGGUUGCUGUUCAGGAUUUAUCCUCAGAAGAAAUCAACAGUAUCGCUCAGGAUUAAAAUCCCACAGGUGACAUGGAUGGAGUUCGUAAUAGGUGAAGCAAACUAUACAUUAUAAUUCAGGUCUUAUUCUUUGGACUUGA